AUGUCGCCCAGCAACUAUCCAUCGAUUCAACCAACCCGCUCUCUUUCCCAGUCGGAUGAGCUGAUGGUAGUGGCCGAGUAUCUAACUGAUACGUCGAACUAUCAUCAUGAUAUGCUCUACGAUCUCUUCGAGGUCGUGCGAUCGACGGUUCCCAGCCAUGCAGACGCCCUGCUAAAACUCAUCCGAAGUCGCGCCUCCAUAGAAGAGGUGCGUUCCUAUCUGGACCAGACUCUUGCCGAGAUGCACGCUGCCGGGAAGGACUCGCAUGCGCUGCAACAACUUUACGGCAUCUGGCAAGGGAUUGAGGUGGAAAGUGAAGCACCCAAGUUUCGACCCAUGAUGAUGGAUAUCCGGUAUCUGACGGGGAAUGCUCCCUUUCGGGUACCCGCGAAGCCUUGGACCAGCGUCACGGAUGAUGACGACCUCGUAUCCCAUCUAGUUUCCCUGUAUCUGACUUGGGACUAUCCGUUCUUUGCAUUUAUGGACCGCAAGUCCUUCCUGAAGCACAUGGCGAUGGGGAAUGUGGAUUCCGACUUCUGCAGCCCAUUUUUAGUCAAUGCGCUGCUCGCCAACGCAUGCUACUACUCACCCUAUUCCGAGGCGUACACGGUUCCAGGGGAUGUGAGGACGAAAGGUGCGGACUUCCUCGCGGAAGCGGAGCGCCACAUGAAAAGACACCAAUUCGAAAAGGGCAAUGACAUUCGACUACCGACCCUGCAAGCGAUCCUUCUCCUCUACGAGAGAUAUUCCGUCUCAGGAAAUGGUGAUCAUGGCUACGCCAUGCUACAUCGUGCCAUCGAAAUGGCAGAGUCUCUAGGGAUUAUCAAUCAUAAAAGGCGAGAGCUCAAGACAUCGCAGAUGUCUGAAGACAUGAUUAUGUCCAUCAAGCGGACCGCUUGGGGCCUCUAUCAAAUCGACACGGUUGUUCACACGAACUUCCUCAAGCCAAGUCGCGUGAACUCAGUGAGCAUUGACCGGAUUGCGCGGGAUGACGCAGGCGCAGGAGAUAUAUGGACUCCCUACCCCCUACCUCGCCCCGCCCGGCUAUCUUAUCUGAGUCAGUACUUCGAUGAUGCUUGUCAGCUGUCUGACAUUGCCCGUGACAUCUCUCGGAGCUUGUCCAAGGAAGGGAACUCUGCUCCCGGUUACAAUCAGCGCAAACGGGAGCUCUAUCUGCGGCUCCGCAAAUGGCAGCGGGGGCUUCCGCCGUGUUUUGAUCCAGCUGAAAAGCCCGCUCCCCAUAUCAUCCUCCUCUGGAUGCGAUAUCACACACUAGUGAUCAAUCUUUGCUUCGAUGCCCUCGGCCCCAGUGCACGAUUGUUCCAUCAGAACGAAACGUCCGACGCCAAAGAUCAGUUCAACCCGUUUGCCAUUGCCAUCUCGUCCGCGCGAUCGAUUGCCUCUCUCGCUCGACUCCAGCGAACUGAGUUCGGGAUGGAACACGCCCACCAGUUUGCCAUGUACGCAGUGAAUCUCGCGCUGUUUGCUCUUCUCGAGCAGAAGAGCUUCGAUAUCCUUGACCAAGACUUCCUGGCUUUGACCAGUGCCUUUUCUAUUAUUGCCUGUCGGUCCCAGGUGGGCCGCAACCUGUUUCAUCUUUUCAAACUGUCCGUGCGCUCUCGCAACCAGGGAUCGAGAGUCGCACGCUCCACGGAUGUCCCUCCCGGUAUCAAGGAAUUGUUCCGGCAGGACUCGGAAUCGCAACAGCCCGAUCGAUGGGACCACUACGCCGAGGGGUUGACCAAAGCUGACGUUGACCCCAGCUACAUUGAUGGGAUGGGAAGCGAAGUGGAGUCGUCGGCGGCGACUGGGAUGCAUGAUAUGCUCGAGCGGUAUGAGCGACUGAGCCUAGGGAAAGAGGAAGGAUGGGGGGCACGUUCUCGGAGAGGGAUGUUCUGA
Messenger RNA from Aspergillus uvarum CBS 121591, 1899 nucleotides. RefSeq names its product fungal specific transcription factor domain-containing protein. The transcript is spliced from 6 exons. The record is from RefSeq and is a predicted model, not a curated record. Gene Ontology annotation, molecular function: DNA binding; zinc ion binding. Gene Ontology annotation, biological process: DNA-templated transcription. NCBI's taxonomy places the organism in Eukaryota, Fungi, Ascomycota, Eurotiomycetes, Eurotiales, Aspergillaceae. The coding region runs from base 1 to 1899 and encodes 632 amino acids.